Messenger RNA from Candidozyma pseudohaemuli, 639 nucleotides. RefSeq lists its product as uncharacterized. Lineage: Eukaryota; Fungi; Ascomycota; Pichiomycetes; Serinales; Metschnikowiaceae. The transcript has a single exon. Gene Ontology annotation, biological process: intracellular protein transport; endoplasmic reticulum to Golgi vesicle-mediated transport. The record is from RefSeq and is a predicted model, not a curated record. The coding region runs from base 1 to 639 and encodes 212 amino acids. Gene Ontology annotation, cellular component: endoplasmic reticulum membrane; endoplasmic reticulum.
AUGGCAUUAUACUACAGCUUGGUGUUUGGCUUGCUCGUGGUGGAGAUGCUCUUCUUCACCAUCUUGUCGUUGCCUUUCCCCAGAAAAGUGAGAAGAACUGUUUUGGCCACCGUUUCCAAGCCCUUCACUUCUGAGCACGUCCAAAUCAUCACGAAGUGCAUCUUUGGCUUUGUGGCUGUUCUUUUUAUCGACUCGGUCAACAGAGUGUACACUGUCACCACCGACUUGAGCGGUCCCGGCUCUGAACGUGGCAUGAUUGACAGAUCGGAGGUCCAGGCCAGAAAGUUCUACGCCCAGAGAAACAUGUACCUCUGCGGUUUCGCCUUGUUCUUGACGCUUCUCACCACCAGAGCCUACUCGUUGGUGGCUGAGUUGGUGUUCACCAAGGAUAAGUUGGACGACUACAACAAAGAGCACGGCGACAUUGCGCCAACCGAGGGCGACAGCGAGGAGAUUCAGCAGUUGAAGAAGGAGUUGGCCGCCAAGGAUGAGGAGCUCUCCACCUUGAAGGAGCAGGCCGAGGGCUUGUCCAAGGAUUACGACUCUGCUUCCCAGGCCAAGACCACUGGUGCUUCCACCAUUGAAGCCACCACCGACGAUGCCACUGUCGCCUCGGUCACUGGGUUCAAAAAGGAGUAG